AUGUCGCAAUCAGCGACACUUAUUCGAGUAGCUAAACAUACUCUUGAUGGAACUACUAUUUAUCCUCAUAAUGGACAAAAUACGAUUUAUUAUCAACCUAUUGAUUUAUCAUCAACACCAUUGAAUUCAACUUCAACAACAAAAUAUUUAGCCUAUACUACACAACGACCUCAUGAUCAUCUCGUUUCACUGGCAAGUCAUCAUAUACGAAUCAUUGUUCGCAUUUGUAUUUGUAUUUCAUUUGUUGUCAGUCGUCGUUGA
Messenger RNA from Rotaria sordida, 261 nucleotides. The record is from the annotation of a GenBank genome assembly. Lineage: Eukaryota; Metazoa; Rotifera; Eurotatoria; Philodinida; Philodinidae.